Messenger RNA from Penicillium chermesinum, 1491 nucleotides. RefSeq lists its product as uncharacterized. Lineage: Eukaryota; Fungi; Ascomycota; Eurotiomycetes; Eurotiales; Aspergillaceae. The record is from RefSeq and is a predicted model, not a curated record. Bases 1 to 1491 code for a protein of 496 amino acids. The transcript is spliced from 2 exons.
AUGCAGCCGGACCAGCAGUCAGAUGCGAACUCGGAUCCACUGCAGGCAGUCGGCAAAGCUUUUGACGCUUUGCUACUAACCAUCUACCGACUUACGAACAGGCACAAUGAUCUUAAGCAACAUGCUGAAGAGAUGUUCCAGCAGUAUACCAACGUGACCCGACAGUUGGCGCCCCAAGAUAAACCCCAUGCAAUGGAAGUGCAGCAAAGGUUACUGGAUCAACAGAAGGAAUUGUCUCUAGGCCUGGUGCACAACAAGUCCCGAAUCGAAGAACAGUCGCUGAAUUCCAUGGAUGUAAUCAAGACGCUUGUCUCGCACCAAAAUGUAGACGAAAAUGCCACUCGGGCUAUCGUGGCCGGAGUGAAAGGCUAUAAGGCCUUACUCCGUACCCAGGAUAACCUCUCCCAAAUUUCCUCCAACUGCAUCCUGGCCCGAGGGCCUGAUCCCUCAGUGUGCCUGGAGCAGGACUUCACCACAAACGGGACGCAGGGUAGCUUGCAUUGUCCCUUCUCCAAACCCAAGAUGUCGCAGAACCCCGCAGAUGGCAGCGAUGCCCCUAAGAUCCAGGUCGAUACAUGUGGAAAUGAUCUGGAUCCCAUCAAAGCUGAUCAGGAGGAGCGGCGCUCCAGCACCACCCCGUCGGCCAGGACCCGGACGUCCAGUGGACAGUGCCCCGUGUCUCGAUGUCCCAUUCGUUACAUGGACAAACAUUCUCCUGAGGAGAUUGCUGAGUACGUGGAGCGACAUAAACAUGAGAUUCCGCGCAGUCACGCCAUUUGCGUCAAGCGAUAUCAACGAGACCCGCAGAAUAUGCGGCUGCUCGAUGCAAAAUAUGGCGGCUUGGCCAAUAUGAUCAACGGUCUCUCAGUUAAGCAUCAGGCUUUCCUUCCCAAUCGCCAGACAGACGGCGACGACCAAGGGUCCACCUCAGCUUCCACACAACGAGUCGAGCAGUGGGCAGAGAACGUCCACCCCGCCAACCCCGGUCCGAGUCCUCCAACCGAGACAGAAGACGACGAGAAUCGCAAGGGUCAUUUCGACCGCCCUCUUCGAGAAGUCCGUGUCGGCGAAUCUCCAAGCCGGCCUUGGGGGAUUCCAGUCCCCAUCACCCAACAAGCCGAUGCUUCUGCCUUGCCUGGCUCACCACCUGCGCCUAUGUCUCCUGAGUCUCAUCCCGCGCCACCGGACAAAGUCGCCGACGUUCCCAAAAACCCAGCUGGUCGUUGCCCAUUCGGUCAUGGUGCUUCAAACCCAGCGCCCAAGCCCGAAGAGGCCGCAAUUCCGCCAAAGCCGGACGCACCCUGGCCUGGCUGGGCGCAGAAGGACAUUGACAACGCCAUGAAGCCAAAUAUCUCCCAGGCAGACCCUGCAAAGUCGGAAAGAACUUCACAACCUGCGAAUGUUAUUUUCAGUGGACCCGUUUUCUUUGGAUACUCGGCCGAAGAAACUGCCCGUUUUAUGCAGCAAUUGCAAGAUUGGGGCAAGUCCUAA